Molecule: messenger RNA, 534 nt
Organism: Trypanosoma grayi
Lineage: Eukaryota; Euglenozoa; Kinetoplastea; Trypanosomatida; Trypanosomatidae
Product: central apparatus associated protein C1a-18
Exons: 1
Coding region: 1-534 (177 amino acids)
Source: RefSeq, a predicted model, not a curated record
AUGCCGGCAAAGAAGAAGACCGACAAGAAGGAGGAGCAGGUGUUUGUGGAGGAGGAGGGCAGCUACGUGCACGAGGAGCAGUCCGCACGGUACGUGGGCGGCGUGCGGCGGCUGACGGAGAGCACGUACCGCUGCCGCCAUGGCCGCGGCGUCUUCACGAGCCCGCUGGUCCGCUACGACGGUGACUGGCAGGAGGACGAGAUGCACGGCAGCGGCGAGCUGCGGUUCCUCACGACGGGAGACACGUACCGCGGACAGUUCGUGCGCGGGAUGUUUGAGGGCAGCGGCACCUACACGUGGGCGUCCGGCGCCGUGUACGACGGGGCGUGGCGCAGCAACCGCAUCCACGGGCUUGGCACCUACACCGACGUGCAGGGCAAAGUGUGGAGCGGCAAGUUCUACAACGGCACCGGCCCGGGCCUCACGCCAUUCGCGGGCAGCGGCUGCAAGGGCGCGGCGGCGCAUGCACUAGAUGAACAACCACACGAGCAGCAGCAGCAGCAGCAGCAGCGACAAGAGGGAGUGGCGGCGUGA